This is a messenger RNA of Desarmillaria tabescens, 1044 nucleotides long. RefSeq lists its product as uncharacterized. The transcript is spliced from 5 exons. NCBI's taxonomy places the organism in Eukaryota, Fungi, Basidiomycota, Agaricomycetes, Agaricales, Physalacriaceae. The record is from RefSeq and is a predicted model, not a curated record. The coding region runs from base 1 to 1044 and encodes 347 amino acids.
AUGACUCUCGACACAACUUCAGCAGAGAAUCCAGUCUCCUCUGAAGAGGAAAUAACAUUGCUCAAGAAGCGCAAAAGCGAGAAGGAUACGGAUCAUUCAUACACCCCUAGAAAUGAGCUGGCUCUGUACCGCAUUCCAGACAUCACUCCUGAAUUCAACGCCGCAUAUAAAUCAGAUGCGCCCAAGGACUCCAAAAUUCGGGCCCGUAAUGCUGCCAAAUACGGAGGAUUCUGCUUUCUGACGGCGAAGGCUAAUACUACCGGUACUGCGGUGGUCUUUGCCCAUCUUAUCGACAAGUCGUUAUCUGGUGAUAUAAAUGCAAUUCGCUCUCUCGAAUAUCACUGGGGAUUCGAAGCAAAUACGUUCAACUUGCAUACUCACCGUAAUCUCUUAGAGCUAUGUCUGGAAUACCACGACAUAUUAGGCACAAAUUAUGCCAUGUUCGUACCGUCGCAGGAGGACAUCAAGACCAUGCACGACUUUACACGCUUACCCAUCGCUGAGAAACGCAAGAAACCGGCCAAAAUGUACUUUGACUAUAAAGAAAAGCCUAUCCAAGUUCGAUUCUUCUCCCUUGAACUGCCGAAAAAGUAUCUUGUCUCUCGUUGGACUCUACAGCAAUCUGAGGAAGGAUACAAGCAGACCCAGGAGCGAACUGACUUUUUCUAUCCUUUCGAUCAACCAGAACUGCGCAACCACUUGCAGAGUCAUGUCAGCCCCUUUUGUCUGGCGUGGAACGCGGGAAAAAAACUGGCAAAAUACGAUGACGAUGCCCUUGAUUUGAUAUCAACAUCGGCUCAAGACCAGUUCGAUUUCCGGCGGCUCGUAGCAUCCAGUUCCCUUCGGUCAGAGGAUGACGACUGGGAGCUGCAAAUCAAACCCGUCGCAAAACGACAAAGGACUUCGCGACGAGGCACAAAUUCUGGUCCUCCCACAACUGCCGACGACGCACCUUCUCCUUCGGAAAGAGCUGCACGUCGCACAAAAAGCAAGAAAACUGCUUCCUCCGUCGCUGGUUCAGACCUCGGACGAGCUGGACGUUGA